GUUAUAUUCACAGAAUUGGAGAAACAUUUGUUGGCACGCAGGUGAUAUUCUUUGACUAUUUCACGCAUUUAAGACAUAGUUCUACUGCAGGUGUGGUAUCGGGAUAUUAAUCAGAUGAAUAGCAGCGAGGUAAUGGACUACUUAAAUACAAAUGAAACUGAUAACAACACAAAUGCUGACAUGCAAAACAUAAAUAAUUCUGACGUCACACACUAUGAUAACAUCACUGAUUUGGACUAUGAGAAAUUGCCCAAAAAAUGGUACUACGUUUUGGAGUCCGUUUUGCUUUCCAUAUGGAUAAUUAUAGGGCUUGCCGGAAAUGUCGCCGUUAUUCGGGGUUCCAUUAAAGCAAAGCGUUUCGCUAAACAGAAUGUUUAUCUAUUCAUCGGACUGUCCUUGAGUGAUUAUUUCAUUUGUCUGUUAAGAGGACCAAGUCUUAUUUAUAUAAUAUUUCACACAAAAAGUAGUUCGGAUGCUUUCUGCGAAAUAUGGAUGGUAUCGACAAUAUUUUUGAUUAUUGCCGUUGUUACCAAUAUGGUCGUUGCUAUAGAAAGACGCAUGAUUAUGUACAACUUUCAGAGAUAUCUGAGGCUCUUUACACCCAAGCGUGUCCUUAUUGGUAGCCUGGUCAUGUGGUCAACUGUCACCGGAAGUUUCGUUGCAGUGUACAAAGGCAUGGACUUCCGCUCAAAGCUUCGUUUCAACGAAAGAUCUUGUUACCUAGGAACAGAUCUGUUUCAGAUGGAUGAAGUUACGGCCAUGGUAUUUCGUAUUUGCGUCGUUGUCUCAUUUGGCCUCUUGCCAAUUUUAGUACAAGCGGGAUCCUAUGUAUCUUUAGUGAUAAAAGUAUACAAGGCGGAGCUGUUGAAACUUGACAAACUUGAUGAAAAAGUCACAUACACGAGAAUUACCGGAAUUGCUUUUGCGCGCGUUCUCGUGACAGUCACAUGCUUGUUUCCUGUGCUUAUAUGUUUUGCAAUUGGCCCGAUGUAUCCGGAUGUGUACUACACGAAUGUCAGGUUCCUUGACGACCUUAUCAUUCUUCAGUCUGCCAUAUCUCCUUUCGUAUCAAUGCAUGACUCGGACUUCCGGGAUACAUUUGUUUACCGGAAGUGGAGAUACUGCUCUCCAUUCAAACACAGGACUAGCAGUAAGAAAGGAAGCAGACGAAGCAACUGUAUUACAUCAGCGGAUAUGAAGACAUUUGGGCAUAAUUAAAACAAUACGUAACGAUCUUGCUACAUACUAAAAAGAGUGAAAUUUGUUAGUUAUAGGGAAAGCCAAAACUUGAAAAGAAAAACAGAAAAUUACUUCUGAUUCAUGGAAUAAUACUGUUAUUGAAUGGCUUGCCUGCCAUUAGUCAAAGUUAUUACAUGACUCGAUCAAUGAAUCGACGGUCCAUAAUUUGUGCCAUAUGACCAGUCUAUGUUCACAAGAUUAGUGGGCUAAUAGGUCGAAGUCUUUUAAAAUAUAAGUGCAAAAAGUUAUUUGUGAUGUCGUGUAAUGAAACAUUUUUUUGAAUGGCUUGCCGGUCAAUAGUCAGAGUUGUUGGCCCAAGGUCUUGGAAAAUACUUUUAACUAUGGACUUAUAUGUAUGCUAUUUGCUCUCAGGCCAAUAAUUUUGACUGUUGAUGGGCGAGCCAUUUAAUUUCUUGUAUAUAUGGACAUAUCUGGGAUUAAAAAAUCAUCAACAACACCUUUGUCUGAUCUGUCUAUAUACUACGUAAGGACAAUUAAUGUACGAACAAACAAAACAAUUUCCAAGAUAAUAAACAACAAAAAGCUUAAAAGCUUCCAUAAAAAAUACCCUGUUUAUCAGUUCUGGUGUUUUUUAAACAUGCGAUAGUUUUCUCCUAUUGGUAAUAAUCUACAAAUUUGAUCCUCAACUUUGAAAAAUAUUUACAGCGGUUUCUAACGACCUUAAAGUAAGAAAGUGUCAAGGUUACGAAGAAGUGCUUUUUGAGAUAAAACAACGUUUUAUGAUUCGGGGAUAUGACUAUUAUUAUCUCUGAUUACUUGUAUUUUAUAGCUAUAAUUUAGUAAAGAAUGUAAAGAGUAAACACACGGAUUAAGUUUCUAUAA
Messenger RNA from Mercenaria mercenaria, 2082 nucleotides. RefSeq lists its product as uncharacterized. Lineage: Eukaryota; Metazoa; Mollusca; Bivalvia; Venerida; Veneridae. Gene Ontology annotation, biological process: G protein-coupled receptor signaling pathway. Gene Ontology annotation, cellular component: membrane. The record is from RefSeq and is a predicted model, not a curated record. Gene Ontology annotation, molecular function: G protein-coupled receptor activity. The transcript is spliced from 2 exons. Bases 115 to 1218 code for a protein of 367 amino acids.